AUGGCAAUCGGCGCAGCUAAGAGACACGAGGACCCGAAUCAGUCCACACACACCAAACCCACCACCCAACAACCCAAACAAAACCAUCUAUUUGAUCACCUUGUUGGUUCGUGGUGCAAAAAAACAAAGACCGGCGGGAUGGGUUGGAUCCUCCUCGACGGAGCCGGAUCGGAAGUAUCACGGGGCCAUGCGACCGAACGCCGAAUCACAUCGGCCCUGAUGGCGGAAGCUCUGGCCAUCCGAUCGGCCCUAAACCACGCUCUAGAAUUGGGGAUCACUGACCUCCAAAUUAACUCAGACGCUCUGGAUCUCAUCCGAGUCAUAUCAACGCAGGAGCAACUCAAGGAAAUCUAUGAGAUUCUCUUUGACAUCCAUGCUCUUGCCUCUAUGUUCUCUUCAAUCUCCUUUUCUUACAUUCCCAGAUCUGAGAAUAAGAUUGCGGAUGAAAUUGCAAAGAGCGCAAACAGACUCAUCUCGAUUAUCGGUUUGGUUUUUGAGAACGAGAUUGUAACCGGUUAA
Molecule: messenger RNA, 519 nt
Organism: Microthlaspi erraticum
Lineage: Eukaryota; Viridiplantae; Streptophyta; Magnoliopsida; Brassicales; Brassicaceae
Source: the annotation of a GenBank genome assembly